This is a messenger RNA of Caenorhabditis bovis, 882 nucleotides long. NCBI's taxonomy places the organism in Eukaryota, Metazoa, Nematoda, Chromadorea, Rhabditida, Rhabditidae. The record is from the annotation of a GenBank genome assembly.
AUGAUUGGAAUGCUUCAGGUAACGUUCAAUAACAUGCAACAAGUCAAUUCGUCUCCGAACUGUCUCUCUCCGCCGAGCAUCUCCGCCGAGAUUUCGAAGGAUGCAUUGUUGGCGAUUACUCAGAAUGAGCGAUGCUCACGUAGUGCACAUUCAUCGCCAAGAUUCUCCGACAGCAAUAGGCGUCGCGAGUCCAUUCUUCAAAUGUUGAAUCGUAUAUGGAAAAGCGAUGAAUGCACAAAGAGGCCGUGUGUGCAGAAAUCGAAAACGUUGGAUGUGCCGGCUGAGCCGUUAUCACGCCAAUUGUCGCUUUCUGAGACCAACGUGAAUCCGAUCAGUCGAAGUGCGAAAUUGAAUCUGACACAAAAGCAGAAGAGAUUGCUCAAGACAUCGUUCGCUGCAAUGAAUUCUGGAGGAACUUUUCUGAAAUUAAUGGAGAAGAUUUUUCGACGAUUGGAGUCGAAAUGCCCAGAUAUGAGAUCAAUAUUUCUCACGACGGCUUUUGUCAAAGCUUUAAGCCGUGAGCGCUCAUCACCUCCCCUCGUCAAAACUGAGCAUGACCAUUGUAAGUGCAUGGUUAGCAUAUUCGAAAAGUUGAUCGACAAUUUGGAUAAUUUGCACGAGGAAUUAGCGAUUAUAAGAGUUUACGGCGAAAAACAUGCGCAGAUGGGUGAAAGUGGAUUUACCGGUACAAUGAUUGAGCAUUUCGGAGAGAUUGCUGUUUCUGUUAUUGGGGCGCAGGAUGUUGUUAAAUUCAAUCAUGAAUCUGUGAAAGCAUGGCGACUCUUAUUAGCAUGCAUCACUGAUGAUAUGAAGGUUGGUUUCGACCGAAUGACGAGAAUCAAAGGCCGACGGGGAAGUUUGAAAAUGAACGGAAGUGGUUAA